This is a messenger RNA of Danio aesculapii, 1153 nucleotides long. RefSeq names its product 1-phosphatidylinositol 4,5-bisphosphate phosphodiesterase beta-4-like. Lineage: Eukaryota; Metazoa; Chordata; Actinopteri; Cypriniformes; Danionidae. The record is from RefSeq and is a predicted model, not a curated record. The transcript is spliced from 13 exons. Gene Ontology annotation, biological process: phosphatidylinositol-mediated signaling; lipid metabolic process. Gene Ontology annotation, molecular function: phosphatidylinositol-4,5-bisphosphate phospholipase C activity. Bases 86 to 1153 code for a protein of 355 amino acids.
ACGUCCAUCUGUGCGGUCACAGAAAGUGUUGAGCGCUGUCUGAUCAGAUCUUCAGCUUCAACUUUGGCCUGAUCUGAGAGCAGUCAUGACCAAGUCAUAUGAGUUCAACUGGCAGAAACACGUUCCUGACUUCCUGCAGGAAGGAGCAGCGUUUGAUCGAUUCGAUGAGGACCCGUUUCUCUUUGAGCCCAGCUGCCUCUUCAAAGUGGACGAGUUCGGCUUCUUCCUCACGUGGAAGAGUGACGGAAAGGAGGGUCAGCUUCUGGAAUGUUCUCUGAUCAACAGUGUGCGUCCAGCAGUGGUGUCGAAGGACUCUAAGAUCCUGGCGUGUCUGGAGGCUGCAGGCAGGAGUGAGGCGGAUCUGGACGGACGCAUCAUCUGUGUGUGCAGCGGUCCAGACCUGGUCAACCUCAGCUUCAUGUACAUGGUGACGGACAACACGGAUACAGCCAAGAAAUGGAUGGAAGGUCUGAAAUCUGUCAUUCACAACUUCAAGGCUAAUAAUGUGUGUCCGAUGACGUGCCUGAAGAAACACUGGAUGAGACUGUCCUUCCUGACCAAUGUUAAUGGGAAAAUCCCUGUGCGCGGUAUAACGCGGACAUUCGGCUCAGGUAAAACGGAGAAGGGAAUCUUCCAGGCGCUGAAGGAGCUCGGUCUGCCCAGCGGGAAGAAUGAUGAGAUCGAGCAUUCGGCCUUCACCUUCGACAUCUUCUACGCUCUCACACAGAAAAUCUGCCCUCGCACCGACAUCGAGGAGCUCUUUAAGAAGAUCAACGGAGACAAAAGUGAUUAUUUAACGGUAGAGCAGUUAGUCAGCUUUCUGAAUGAAAACCAGCGGGACCCCCGGCUCAAUGAGAUCCUCUUCCCCUUUUAUGAAGCCAAACGGGUCACACAGAUCAUCGAGAAAUACGAGAGAGACGGCGAGCUGAAGAAGAGAGGCCGGAUGUCCAGUGAUGGGUUCUGUCGGUACCUGAUGUCGGAUGAGAACGCUCCGGUGUUCCUGGACCGGCUGGACCUCUGCCAGGAGAUGGAGCAUCCGCUGGCACACUACUUCAUCAGCUCCUCACACAACACUUACCUGACCGGGCGCCAGUUCGGCGGGAAGUCCUCAGUGGAGAUGUACAGACAGGUGCUGCUGUCCGGCUGCAGGUAA